Messenger RNA from Myodes glareolus (Bank vole), 1281 nucleotides. Its product is annotated as melanoma-associated antigen B5-like. Gene Ontology annotation, biological process: negative regulation of transcription by RNA polymerase II. The record is from RefSeq and is a predicted model, not a curated record. Gene Ontology annotation, cellular component: nucleus. NCBI's taxonomy places the organism in Eukaryota, Metazoa, Chordata, Mammalia, Rodentia, Cricetidae.
CUUGAUGGUAAGACCAUGAAGACACCACAUACUUAAAUCACAGCACAGGGAGAAAUCAAGCUGACAAUGACUUAGAAGCUCCAUUUCUAUUUGCUACAUUUCGGAGUCCUAGAAGGUGUCAUUAUGCCUUGUGGGCAAAAGAAUAAGCAUCGCAAACACAUGAAGAAUAAGAAUCGCAGUCCUAAGAAAUGCCAUAAUAAAAGAGAUGAUUAUCAGGAUCACAAGGGAGCAGAGGAUAGUGAAAGAGUGGAAGAAAAACCUCCCUGCUCUUCCUUUUCUGUGCUUGUGAAGAUUUCUGAGAAAUUAUGUGCUUCUGAACCAAGUAGUGAUACUGAGUGGCCUUCCUGUGUACCUGCCUGUGUACCCGUCGCAAUUUGCAGUCAUGAAAAUGAAUACUGCCAUGGUGCAAGAAACUUGCUUUACUCAGAAUGUCGACUCUGCCAUGAUAAUCCAUGCAGAAGUUGUGUAGAUAUGAAUGUGGUUUUCGUAGAGCAGUGCGUACUCUACAAAUUUAAAAUGAAACAACUCAUUACUAGGGAAGAUUUGCUAAAUGUUAUUGACCCACAUUACCGGUACAGAUUUGAUGAGAUAUUUAAAAGAGCUUUUGAGAACAUUGAAACUGUGUUUGCAGUCAAUGUGAUGGAAAUUGACUCAACCAAUCACUUAUAUGACCUAGUCAGCAAGAUAAAACUUCCCAACAAAGGAAGGGUUUGUCCUGGCAGGGGCUUACCAAAAACUGGUCUUCUUAUGACUCUCCUGGCUAUGAUUUUCAUGAAGGGUAACUCUCUUGCUGAGAAAGAGGUCUGGAAAUUCCUGAAUAUGAUGCAAGUGUACGCAGGGAGGAAGCAUUUCAUCUAUAGAGAUCCAUGGAAGCUCAUCAAUCAAGAUUUGGUGAAACUCAAGUACCUGGAGUACCGGCUGAUACCCAAUAGUGAUCCUCCAUGUUAUGAGUUCCUUUGGGGUCCUAAAGCUUAUACAGAAACUACUAAGAUGAAAGUCCUAGAAUUCAUGGCUAAAGGCAGUGGCAUUGAGCCUAAUAUAUUCUUAGUGCAAUAUGCAGAAGCUUUGAAAGAAGAAAAUCAGAAGGUUCAGGAAAAAAUUAGUCCUGGCUCCAGUUGAAAUCAUCACCAUAGCUGGAGGGUAUUUACACCUCAGUAAAUUAUGAUGAUUUAUCUUCAGACCAAAAAACAUACCACAAUUGACAUUUUCUUUGAAACAAGAAAGAGAAAAACAAAGAGCACAUGAAUAAAAUAUGAAAUAAUAAAGAAUAGGCAAUGAGGA